UAUUAAUAAAUCAUAUAUUACUUUUGCGAAAAAUAUUUCAAAAUAUGCUAUUAUAUGUCUCUAUGUUCAACAGAUAUAAUAUUCAAAAUUAAGAUCGUUGCGUGCAUCGCCAGUGUGAAUCAUCUUAAGUCGAAAUCAUCGAAAUUUGAAUAAACCCAUCGCACUUGUCGCGGAUCUAUCUUCGCAGCAGGACGUCGUCCAGUGGUCAUCCGGUGACAUCUGAACUGUUAACUCGUUUGCCACGCAAUUCUCCCUGUUCUCUCUUGAACUGAUAGCUUCGAUCCUAUCGGAUAAUUGAGAAGUCACGCUGCUCUUCGCACAUCUUUCGCGAUGAGAACGAUCCGCGAAAGAUGUAACGCAAGUGACACGCGGAAAUAUCUCGAGUAAAUCGUGUGAAUCAAGUGAAAUGUUUACAGCGUCAACUUUGAUGUAUGUACCAGGGUAGUAAGCUGAAGGAUGAAAUUAUAUUGCUCGACGAGUUCACGUAAUUUAGGCUCGUCAUAGCGAAAGCCCGGACGAUCAGUUUAUCAAUAAUGAACAAAAAUCACAUGGAUAAAAGACUGAAUCAAUUGCCAACUUGGUUGUGGACCAGUUCCACCACAUUACCACCAAUCUACAAGAUGGUAUGGGAAGCAGUGAGAGAAGACAAAGUCAGGACAAAUGGAAUGCAGACAGAGCUGCUGGUUGACACUAACAAGGUCUUUCCUUUAUUGCUCACUAGCCAGUUGCCUACGGAGGUUCUCGGACACAUAUGGAACUUGGCUAAUCAAAAGUAUGCGGGUCAACUCACUGAACAAGAGCUGUACAUUGUUCUUGCUCUUGUUGCUGCUGCACAAGCUUCUUACACGUUCAAUAGCUUGGACAUAUUACAUUUACUUCCAUUUCCACCCACACCGUACUUAAAUAUUGACUGCUUAAUGAACCUACAGCCUGUAACUCAGUUAAAUUCAGCAGCUAAGUUUCAAAAUCUUCAAGAGAACACAGAAAUUGGAUUUAUCGGAUCUGAUGGAAGGUAUCCCUUGGAAACUGGAAAGGGAAGGCUGAAAUUACAUCAGCAAGGGAUCAUAUCUUCAGACUUAAACGCGCAAAUGAUAAAUAAUGUACCUGGAAAAAUUACAUGUUUUGAUAAUAAGUCUUAUGCCUCUUCUACUGGAAUAUGGGAUACCAAUAACGAGCUGAAAGAUAUAAAUCAAACUUCCGAUCCACAAUUAGAUUCUAAACAUCCACCAGCAGAUUUGUGUGAUGAUUUUUCUGAGUUUCAAAGCGCUCCAAUUUCCAACAUUCCCAAUAUUCCAAAUUGGGAUAUAAAACAGGGUUCGGCUAUUGGAAGCAGACUUGCAAAUCAUAAUCUAGGUGUUAAAAAACCAAUGGAGAAAUCUAAGAAGAAUAAUAUAAAUGCUAAAUCUGCUCAUGGCACUACUCAAACUCAUAUUACUUCUAUACCAUUAACUAUAACUCAGAGUAAAGAUCAGUCAACGCUAGAUUGUUUGUCAGAAUUAUUUCCUAAGUGUACAAUAAAAAAUCAAUCUAAAACAGUAAUUCUUAAGGAUACAGUGAUAAGAAAUAAUGAUCCGCCCAAGGACCAUAGUGAGAAUGUGAAAGAUUAUACAAAUACAGAAAUUGUAAAUGUAACUAAUGACAAAGAUGUGUUGAAUAAAUUAGAGUGGAUGGAUAAGGCUUCAUCAGCAACAUUGGAACAGGAUCUUAUGAAUCUCCAACUUGUUGAAGAUAAAUAUAGUGCCUUGCGUGCAUUGGUUCAAGAAACAGCUGUGUCAAUUGAACCAGAUGUAAAUGCAAGUUACAGCAAUCAAUCAACUGACGAAUUUGGAGAGUUUGUGUCUGCAGAGCAACCUGCUAUUAAUACUCCUGCCACAAAUGCUUUAGAUACCGAUAGUUUUGCUGAUAUUUUUACAGAUUUUGAGUUUAAAUCUAAUAAUAAUAAUGCAAACACAGGAGAUUUUAACCUCAUGCCAGAUAUUUCUGAAUCAUUUGACAAUCUUAAGCUUGAAGAUAAUGUAGAAGAACGUUCCUUAGAAAUAGGGAAAGCUCUUCAGAAGGAAGAUGCCAUAUCAAUUAAUAGUAUAGAAUUCAUGAAUGGUGCAUCAAAUGCAUUAACUCGAUCAGGAUCUGUGCCUAGUUUAGAUCUUAAGUCUUUCUUACCUUCCACUACAGAAGAUGAGCAAAUAAUGGAUACUACACAUCAGUCAGAAUAUUGGGAAUGGAAGCAAUACAUGGAGAGCUGUGUAUUAUUAUUACAAGUAGCUGCAAAUAUAUUUACAAAUAUUAAUUCAGAACUUGUAUUGCACGAAGUUUUAAAUUCAGCACAAGGAUACAAUUUUCUAUGCAACUUAGCGGAAGUCGCAGCUGUUUGCAGACGGGUUAAUUUUUCGUACAAAGAAAUGGAUAUCAAUAUAAUAGGUUUUGAUGAAUUAUUAAUGGAUAUUGAUCGAAUUUGGGCAGAGAUGGAACCGUUUUAUGCAAACAUACCAAUCGUUACAGAAUUACCAGCUUGGCCUUUACAUCAAGGUGAAGCUAUUUGUUGUUCGCUUUGUUUAACAGUUAUUACUAGUGGCAGAGCAAUGUAUAAUGAAAAUAAUUAUCACGUUACUUGUGCUAAUUUAUGGCUUAAUUGUGUAAACAGUAACUUGCCUGUGAUGCGACAUCCAAUUUAUUCUCAUUCUAAUAUAUGUACAGGUAACAAUCACAUUUGAUAUUAAUCUACAUUAGAAAGAAAAAAAAUUAAAAAAUUCGUAAAUUUUUAAUGUACACACAUUAGAAA
Frieseomelitta varia is the source of this 2779-nucleotide messenger RNA. RefSeq names its product synergin gamma-like. The transcript has 6 exons. Lineage: Eukaryota; Metazoa; Arthropoda; Insecta; Hymenoptera; Apidae. Gene Ontology annotation, molecular function: protein binding. The coding region runs from base 534 to 2711 and encodes 725 amino acids. Gene Ontology annotation, cellular component: clathrin coat of trans-Golgi network vesicle. The record is from RefSeq and is a predicted model, not a curated record.